CGGCAAGAUUCCCGGGCCUGGAGCCCAGAGCUCAGGGGGCAGUCCUUCCUGUUUGCCUUUACAACGAGGGGCCCCACAGCCUCCCCUGCCCGCGGCCUGGCUUCCUGCUCCUGAGAGCCUCCCUUCCCAGCCCCCUCCCACAGCCUGGGCCUCUUUCCCCUCCUCCCUCCCGCCUCCAGCCUCCAGGUUCCCAACCGACCGCCAGGCUUGGGCCUGAGUGGCAGAGGCGCCUGCAGCUGCCAAUCCCCAAAAUAUUCUCUGAUGACACAGCUGGAGGACAAGGGCCUAGAGUGGCUCCUCCAAGCUAAGUAUAGAGCAGGCGGGACCACCUGCCCCGUUCCCUAGCCCCAGUUCUAGUCCCAGCCUCAGCGCAUCCCCCAUGACUGGCCCAGCAGCUGCUAGGUUGAAAGGGGCCCCAGAAGGUCUGAGGGGUAGGCGCAUUCUGUCUUCCUGACAAAUAGCACUUUUAGGAGCUGGCAGACCCCAGCUCCCAGGCUCCUAUCCCACCUGUUGUCACCUUUGUGCUGCAUGCUGGGAUGUGACUCACACUGUGUGUGUGUGUGUGUGUGUGUGUGUGUGUGUGUGUGUGUGUGUGUGUGUGUGUGAAAGGGGUUGUAUCUGUGGGUCAGGUCACUUGGGGUAAAAACCCUCCCUGGCCUCUCCCCUCCCCCAGAUUCCUGGCGGGAGUGGGAGAUAAGGCUCAGGGCCACAGACGUGUGCGUCAGAGAUAGGAGGUCUCAAUGCCAUGGGCAGGGGCAACUCGGUCUGCAGGGCGUGGGAAGGACUGGGGAAGACUGGGGGUGGGCAUGGCUGCCAUGGGCCAGACCUGGACCGGGAACUUGUUCUGGCCAAGGUGAGGGCCCUGUUCCUGGAUGUCUUGGGGCCCCCAGCAGUGACUGGGGAAGGUGGGGAUCCUGGACGCAGGCGUCUGCUCCGAAGACAUGCCCAGGGGGCCCUCCUGCGCAGGAGCUCUGAGCCCGAGGAAGAGGAUGUCUCCCAGGCCAUCCUUUUCCCUGUUACAGGUGUCACCUGUGAGGAAGAGCCAGCUGCUGGAGAGCUGUCCCAGGAGGCGGAGGAGGGCCUCUUCAAGUACAUGUUCUGGCCGUCCCAGCACACGCUCAGCCGCCAGGUGACUUCGGCCCAGCUGUGGUUCCAUACAGGACUGGACAGGCAGGCCACAGCAGCCUCUAAUAGUUCUGGGCCCCUGGUGGGCCUGCUGGCACUAUCAUCCAGGGGUCCCAAGACUGUGCCCAUGUCACUGGGCCAGGCACCCCCUCGCUGGGCUGUGCUGCACCUGGCCACCUCUGCUCUCCCUCUGCUAACCCACCCCAUCCUGGUGCUACUGUUGCGCUGCCCUCUCUGUUCCUGCUCAGCCCGGCCUGAGACCACACCCUUUCUGGUGGCCCACACACGGGCCAAGCUGCCCAGUGGAGGGGAGAGAGCCCGACGCUCCGCUUCCCCACUGCCCUGGCCUUGGUCUCCCGCUGCGCUGCGCCUGCUCCAGAGGCCUCCAGAGGACCCCGCUGUCCAUGCUGACUGCCACAGGGCAGCUCUCAACAUCUCCUUCCAGGAGCUGGGCUGGGACCAGUGGAUCGUGCACCCACCCAGCUUCAUCUUCCACUAUUGUCAUGGAGGCUGUGGGCUGUCUACUCCACCAGACCUGCCCCUGCCAGUCCAUGGGGCUCCCCCUACUCCUAUCCAGCCCCUUUCUUUGGUGCCGGGGGCCCAGCCCUGCUGUGCUGCUCUGCCGGGGACUAUGAGGCCCCUCCAUGUCCGCACCACCUCAGAUGGAGGUUACUCUUUCAAAUAUGAGACAGUGCCCAACCUUCUCACGCAGCACUGUGCCUGCAUCUAAGGGAGUCGUGCUGGUGGCCAGGUCCCCGCCAUCAACAACUGGGAGCAAGGGUAGGGUUUGGAAAACAUGGUUCCCACUUUUCUGCCUGAGGUCUCCCCUCCCCACCCCACCCCACCCCAUCCCGUGGGUAACACGACAAUAAACAAUAGUGCAGAAG
This is a messenger RNA of Manis javanica (Malayan pangolin), 2012 nucleotides long. It is a transcript of the gene INHA, whose product is annotated as inhibin subunit alpha. Gene Ontology annotation, molecular function: growth factor activity; cytokine activity. Lineage: Eukaryota; Metazoa; Chordata; Mammalia; Pholidota; Manidae. Gene Ontology annotation, cellular component: extracellular region. The record is from RefSeq and is a predicted model, not a curated record.